CCUUCUCCUCCUCCAGGAGACCCCUCUACCCGCAGCAGCAGCAGCAGCAGCAGCAGCAGCAAUUUCUACAACAUCAUCAACAACAACAACAACAACAACAACAAUAUCAACAACAAUAUCAACCACAACAGCCGCUCUACGAUUCCUCCGUUCCCGUCUCGAGGACCGCCUACGGUGCCGCCUAUCCAACCAACAACAAUAAGCCCUCACAUAUUGUCAAUACCGCCCCUCACAUCUCUUCCGCCCUCAACUAUCCCCCUCCCUCCCAGUCGUCGAGCUUUUCCGCCUCGGCACUGCCGCGCACCUCAUCCCUGCUCCCACCGCCUCGCAUCACCGUCAAUGAGGGCAGCCGCAAACAACCUCCUCUCUACAACCCUUUCAAUGCCUCCCCCUUUGCCGAGCCAUUGAACGAACGCGACGACGAGCCCGUCUCUCCCAGAAACGUGCGGCGCCGUGGUUCCAGGACGCACUCGCGCUCGAGUAGCCUGGGGGGCCUGAGCGACGGCUUUCGAAAUCUCAAUCGCUGGUCCAUCUCCACCGCCUCGAGCCGUGCCUCGAAUGCCACACCCUCGACAAAGCCCAGGUUACACAAGGGCCGUCCGUCGACCGCCGGCGGAGUAAUUGAGGAGAGCCAGACCUCGAUACCGCCGCUGGAGACCCUACCUCCCAUACUGACCCUGCCGUCUCUGGACCAGGAAGAUUUCGAGCGGGCUGUGCUGUCGAGGCAGGAAUCGAGGGCCGAGAACGACCUGGGGGGCCGCCUCGGUGAUGAUUCUGUCCGGGCCCACGAGACCUCAUACCUGUCCAUGUCCGCCCGUGCCACGCCGGAUCCAACACUACCCACGUCUGCCUUUUAUCGUGACGUCAACGCCAACAUGACGCACACCGAAGAGGCCCCGUCCUCCACCUUUGUCCGCGGCCAUCAGAGGAGCCGCUCACAGGGGCUGAAGAGCAGCACCGACAGUGCGUCCUCGCCCAGGACGCGGGACCGGGCCAAGCAGCCCUCGCAGAAGGCGAUGCUCUCCAAGGCCCUGCAGAAGGCCAACACCGCCGUCCAGCUCGACAAUGCCCAGAAUAUCGACGGCGCCCGCACUGCCUAUUGUGAGGCCUGUGACCUACUGCAGCAGGUCCUGCAGCGGACCCCUGGGGAUGAUGAUAAGAGAAAGCUUGAGGCCAUCGUAACCCAAAGGCUGUAUAUGACGGUCCGAGAUCCACGACAACGACGACGACAUCGACUACCAACAACAAUAACUUUGGGGAGCCCUUUGACCGAGCUCAGUGAUCAGAACCGUCUGGCCCCUGAUCUGUCCUCGCAGAGGGGCCAUCAGCGGACGAAUAGCCACGAGUCAAUCUCCUGGUUAGAUCCGAUCGACGAGUCGGGAGGCUCGUCGGCGUCAUCGGUACACUCGAGAUCAUCGUCGAUAGGCGUCAGGAGAAAGCACAUUCGAGCGGUCAGCGGCGACACCGAGGCCGAGUUCGAUGCAGCGCUUGACGACGCAAUAGAGGCCGCAUACGAUGAUGGGUACGAACCUGUACCACCCGCCGAGCAGCCACGGCAAGUGAAUCUCGAUCAUAUUAUCGACGAGGACGAUGUUGUUGCCCAGGCACUGCGAAAGGUGCAGCUGGCCAAGGAACGUGUCCGCCAGUCGGAGAUGGAGAUGCAGAGGCUUGCGAGCGACAGGGACCAGCGGAUGCGGGCUCUGCAGGAAGAAGAGGAACAGACGCUGCCGGAAGGAUUCUACGAUGGGUCUGAUUCCGACGACGACGAGGAGCGUAUCCUGGAAAAGAUGACCGACGGCUACGCCAUCGAGGAUUUCGCGCUCGUGGGCCAGCAGUCAUCCAAACCUCGCAUUCCCCGCGAGUCCGAUUCAAGCGAGCAGGCGUCACGCACAUGGAAGAGCUCCGCGACGUCGAACCCGCCCACGGCGGCGAACACGACCCUUUCCACUGUCUCGGAGAACGCGCCAGUUCCGUCCCUUUUCAAAAACCAGGGCCCAAUUGCGCCACCUCCGACGCAGUCGCUGCCAAAAUUACCGCCCCAGCGGCCCGCUUCUGGUGGCCGAGACAGCGUGCGGGACCGUCGGCUGUCUGGGCAGAACGCCAAGCAGCUGAAGAUCGAGACACAGCAGCUUGGGCCUAAGAUCAGGGAGCCGGCCACCGCGGGUCCCAUGCUGCAGCAUCCGGAACUGCCUUUGAACACUAUGCAACCCCAGACCGCCGGCCUCAUCACCCAGCAGAGGCAGACCCUAAUGGCUGCCCCCAGUCGAUCUAUCUCGUCACACCGCGGGCCGUCGCCCAUCCCUUCUGGCAUCUCCAUCGAAGCGGCACCUCCAACGCCGCCUGUGCCUACCGGCUUCCAAGACUCGGACAGCCGUUCUGGGUCGUCGUCCAACGCGUCGAAGCCGCCCACCCUCCGCAAGAACUUUUCUUCCAGCUCUCUCAAGAACAUGAAGACGCGGAAGCUCUCUGUCUCCAACAUGGACGAGUACUCGGACAUCUCUCCGGGCACGCCCAUCUCCAACCCUUUCAACAGCGUCUCGGCGGCUCGCCUGCCCGCCAUGCCCUCUCUCCCUACGCCUGUGGCUACUGCCUUCCGGGAUCGUAUGACCUCAGCAGCUGGCGGCUACCACCUGUUUGAUGCCGAUAUUCAUACGCCCAGGUCGCCGACUGAGCGGCCCUCGGUGACGUCAGAUGGCGCUCCGGUACCUCUGGAGCCAUGUCCUAAGGAAACGAUGCUACGCCCCUUCUGGCUGAUGCGGGCGCUGUACCAGACCCUCUGCCACCCCAAGGGCGGGUACGUCAGCAACAAGUUGUUUGUGCCGCGGGAUGCCUGGCGCACAAAAGGCGUCAAGAUCAAGAACCUGGAGGAGAAGAUCAGCCAGUGCGACCUGCUCACCGCUGCCCUGCAGAAGCUCGACAGGGUGAACACGGACGAUGCAGAUGCCGUGCUGGAAGAGAUGCAGAGCCUGGAGGCCGUGCUCGAGCAGGUGCAGACGUUCUUGACCCGGCGGCUGGGCAAUGAUGUGGGCGUGCAGGCUGCAGGCGCCAUGUUCAAGGACGCAGACGGCGCCAUGGAUGGACAGGAUGGCAAGGCGAUCCCGCGGAACAACUCGGUCAGCCAAAAGGGGGCCUUCAGCUGGAAGCGGCUCCGGAGCAAGACCAGCUCGACCACCAUCAGCAACUCGUACCAGGGCGGAACAGGUCGGAAGGAGUCAGGUGCAGCAGAGGCACUGCUGGCCACGCUGCCGUUCACGGACUAUCCCACUUCUAAGCCAAGCAAGAGAGACGUGAAGGCGGUGCAGUUCAGCGGACCCAAUGCUCACUACAUGGCCGCGCUGGCAAAAUUGUUCGACGCAGCGCAAUGCAUAGACCAAAUCGCCCGACAAGUCGAGGACCCUGGGCUCCGACACCAAGACAAGACACAGGUGGGCCUUGAGCUCAGCACUAGGCACGCUGCCGAGUUCUUUGCCUUCUAUGUCUGCCGUUUUGUGCUCCAGGACUUGACGAUGUUGUUGGACAAGUUUAUCAAAAGGGGAAGUGAAUGGGUGCUUGUCUAGUUGGUUCUGGACUGUCUGUCUUGUCUACAACGUGCUUCAGUGGCACGAGGAAGAAGAUGCAUGGCUAUCUCGUAUAUUUUCUUCUUCUUCUUUUUCUCUUUCUUCCCCCCUUUCCUUUCUUCUUCGUCUUCGUCUUAUCUUCUUUUGCAUCUAUAUAACGGGCACUACGGGCGACGAAGUUGAACACCCAGGGCGAGGCACUAUCAACCUUGGGAGAUUUUUUUUUUUUUUUUUUUUGGUUUCUUUGGGUGCCGAAUGAUGGGUUUGAAUCUUGGUGUUAUGAAGGAAGAUAUCCCGCAUUGAACUGCAUACAGUCUCAAUGACAAAUCCGCAUUUGCUGUUCAUAUGCC
Messenger RNA from Cryphonectria parasitica EP155, 3907 nucleotides. RefSeq lists its product as uncharacterized. Bases 807 to 3557 code for a protein of 916 amino acids. Lineage: Eukaryota; Fungi; Ascomycota; Sordariomycetes; Diaporthales; Cryphonectriaceae. The record is from RefSeq and is a predicted model, not a curated record. The transcript is spliced from 5 exons.